This is a messenger RNA of Macroventuria anomochaeta, 2368 nucleotides long. RefSeq lists its product as uncharacterized. The record is from RefSeq and is a predicted model, not a curated record. Bases 150 to 2147 code for a protein of 665 amino acids. NCBI's taxonomy places the organism in Eukaryota, Fungi, Ascomycota, Dothideomycetes, Pleosporales, Didymellaceae. Gene Ontology annotation, cellular component: cytosol; endoplasmic reticulum. The transcript has a single exon.
UUGCUGCCUAUAUGACAAGUAUAAAGAUGGUGCGUUCUUCUUGUUUGAGAAGCAUCACGAAGGUGAUAGGAAUAUCACUUCUUCGAUCCGACUUGUCUCCAGGACGUUCCUGCCAUUCUUUACCUUCUCGCAGUAGACCUGCUGAUAGCAUGGCCUCCACUAAUAGAGCGUUUACUCUGAACGCUCUGCACCGUCGACUAUUGAACGACAUUGCUGAGAUACAGCAGAAUCCGUAUCCCAACGUACAUCUACAAGUGGAUGAGCAGGAUUUCCACAAGGCCUGUCUCAUCCUCUCGACUGAAGCGUACGGGCCGUUGCACCUCUUCAUUGAGUUUGGUAACGACUACCCGCUUUACGCUCCCACGGUCACCAUCCAAAGUCACAUCGUUCACCCCAACAUCUAUGGAGAUUACAUAUGUGCCAGUAUCUUGAACACCACCGAGGGCUGGACACCGGCCUACACACUGAAGGGCGUACUUAUCCAGUUGCUGAGCUUCUUCACUAGUGAGUCGCUCGAGCAAGACCAUGGUGGGAAUGCAGUGGAUUUGCAGGAGUUUCGCCGAAAACAGACCGGGCAACGCUACACUCGAUUCGAGAAUUCAUACGAAUUCUUCUGUGACAGUUGUGGAUUCAGUCCUGAUUGGAAGCCCGCCCCUAUCACCAAGGAUACCAAGAAAGUGGUGACGGCGUCACCAGCAACUAUCUCGAAGCUACAUACACUUCCUGUCGAGGUUGUGCUUCUCAUGUUGGAGAAGAUGCCUACGGAAGAUGUCCUUACGCUCGCCGACGCUGUUCCAUCCGUCAAACGCACCGUUCACUCCUACGACUUCAUUCGUGCGCGCGAGCUUCAAUGCUUCUGUCUCAAAAAGUCGUACAUGGAUGCUAAGCUUGGAAUCGGCAUCUCCAUCACCGGUGGUAACAAGCCAGUUUUGAGAUCCGAGUUCGACUUGCUGAGUCAAGAGGCUUUCUUCCAGCAUGAUGUCCGUCGCAGUGUUCAAGGUGUGGAGUUCGACAAGUGGCUGCCGCUGCCGCUCAGCAGACGGCACUGGAAAGGUGUGAAGACGAACGCGGUAGCAUGUCUGCAAAGCAUCCAUAACCACGCUGGAAUUCGCAGCAGCGAACCUGAUGAUAUUGAUGUUCUGUACUACCUGAUGAACAACGUCGUAGUGCAGUUCUCCGCAGACGCUGGGAAGGGGUUCCGACAACCAGACGAGCGCAGCACCCUCAGCCACGCUUCAGAGAAGGCUGUCGAGGCAUACUUCGCCUGCUUCCACUUGUUGCUGUGUCUGGUUAUGGAGAAUACUGCCAUCGUCAAGGCUGCGAACAAGAUGAUCAACCACUUCAUGACUGGCCCGCAUACCAAGAAGCAGUUCCCUGAUCUCGGACACGUACUCGUCGCAGCCCUUGUCUCUGAUAACGGACUCACCCAACCUCUUAUCUUCCAAAUCGUCAAGGAGGCAAUUCUCCGCAACGUUGUGUGGAUGCUCGAUUCGAAAGGCGCUGACAUGGCUGAGCUGGCCUAUCUGGAGCCAUCGGCCAUAUCGGAGUACCGUCUGGUCAAAACCUUCGAAGCAUCAACAACAUCAUAUCGACUUCUCAUGUUCCUCAAAACAUUCAGCUCCUCCGCUCGCCCCGCAGGCAAAUCGCUAACGGAUCUCCGCGAAACACUCUUCGAUAGACACGGUGCGCCGCCGCCAGGCGUCUCUGCGGCAAUGGCUCAGCGGAUUCAUGAGAUCCAUGAGAUCAACGGCUUCCCUGGCUUCCUGAGGGCUAUGGGCAUCGAGGACGUCCCUAGCAAAACUGAAUUUACUGCUUUUCUUCGACGCACUAUCACAGACAGUGUGACGGCUAGAUACUCGGUCAUGCCCUUGUCGCAGUCUAAGCUGUAUAUGAUCCGCAAGGUGCGUGAGCGCGGUGUUGAUGUGGCGGAAGGAGUGGAAAUCACUGAGGCAAUGGUCACGUGGUACAACAGGGGCGAGAAGUGGUACAGGAAUGGGUGGAAUGGAAGACCAACUUUCUUCCCCGAGCGCAAGGCGAGCUCCAAUGGGUCAAGAAGGGGAGACGGGUCGAGAAGAUGUGGAAGAGGAGGCAACGAUGGAAGACGAGGUCGCGGUGAAAUCUGCAGAAUCUGCAACGCUUAUCAUUAGGCUCAUGCAGACGCGAAGAUCCAUCAGAGGUGUUGCUGCAGUUGAUUGAUUGAUUGAUUGAUUGGUUUAACGUCCUAUCUGAGUCUAAGACUAUGGAAGACGAGAGGAGCAGUAGCUCCUCUGGUAAUGCAAAGAUUUAGUUACAUGAGAGUGAGGUCAAUGGAGGUACAAGUGAUAGUGAGGGCUCAGGCCCAGAGCAAAGAUGCUAGAAACAAAAGAAG